CGUGUGUGGUGUUGGAGAAGGACAUGGAAAAGCGGUAAGGACUAGGAUACAACGGUGAUUCGGUGGGGCAGAAGGGGUAAAUGGGAAGGGGUAGUCCGGUGUAUAAAAUGGAGAGAGGAAGAGGACGGCGGCGUGUCUGACCGUUCCCGAUAAGCUCGGCCAUUGCUCGAAUGGGAACACCUAGGGUUUCGAUCCACGAGCCCUCUCGCGAAUUCCUUUCCUCCCCAUCUUUUUCUCGGACGGAUUAAGCUAGGAUUUCUCCCUAAGAGAAAUAUUUAUUCUCCAAUCUGCUGCUUUUCUCACAGGAUCCUCCUCCUCUUGGUGCUACGACUGGUUUUGCUUCUGUUCUUUCACCGUCACCAUCGCUCUCAUUGUGGGCCGACGAGACUGGAAGAGAGGAAGAGAUCAAGGUCCGGUUUUGGCGCCUGUCCGAAAAGGGCGUAGCGGCAUCGGUGAGGGAUUUGCUUUAGUUUCAUUCGGAAGAGAUGAAUGGCAGGGCGGGAAGGCGGGGUGGAAGGAGCAGUGUGGCGCUUCGAUCUCGACGAGAAUUGGAGGAAUGCAGGUCGAUCCGGGCUUCCUCUUUGAAUCUGGAGUGAAGGAGCGUCUUUGCGGGUGGGUUUCUUUGGUUCUUGAAGAUUGAGUGGGUAGAUCUGAGAGGUCUCGAGAAGUGGAGGCAUUAAAUCGACGCAAGACGUUGCUGCGGUACGUAGCUGCUGCUUUCAGAUGUCAGUGCUGAUUUCUGGCGGCCUGACGAGCUAGCGCGAGCAGCAGGAAGAAAGAAAGAGAGAGAUAAGGAAGCCUAGUCCAGCUCUCGUCGCUGAUGACCGAAAAAGCAAAGACUACUGGCUGACUUGUCCGGCCACCAACGCAGUCCAAAGAAACCCUAAGCCCCAGACCUGACAUAGUUCCGCUCAGUCGCGCCCGCCACCACCACCACCACCCCUUCCCAGAAAGGCGAACGAUCGGGAGGUGGAGAUACGAAAGAAGUGGGCGAUAAGGCGAUAAAGAUCCGAUCUUAUGCCCCGCCCAGGAGAGGCAUGAGAACAAGAUGGAAUUGGAGGAGAGCAACCACGCUUCCAAGCGUUUCCGGGUGGUGGGCAACGGCAGUCAGACGGCCAAGAUAGGGCGUAAGGAGCACCGGGAGGAUGACGAGGAGGGCAGAGAGAGAAAGGGCAGAGGAGGAGAUGACGCCAACGGCACCGCUCCCUGGGAGCAUCACCUGUCGUCAAGGAUCUUCCGCGUCUCACGUGCCUCCGGCGGCAAGGACCGGCACAGCAAGGUGCACACUGCGAGGGGCGUCCGCGACCGGAGAGUCCGCCUCUCCGUCUCCACGGCCAUCCAGUUCUAUGACCUCCAGGACCGCCUUGGCUAUGACCAGCCAAGCAAGGCUAUCGAGUGGCUCAUCAAAGCUGCAGCUGCGGCCAUUAGCGAGCUCCCUCCUCUCGACGGCUUCCCCAAGCCGCCAUAUCCUAACAUGGUUGAGACGAUGAAGGCCAAUCCAGAUACUGAGUCGAGCUACAAUCAGCAGCAGCAGCAUAUGUCGACCAAGUCCGGCUGCAGUAGCACCUCGGAAACCAGCAAGGGCUCAGUUUUGUCGCUCUCACGGUCGGAAAGCCGCAUCAAGGCCAGAGAACGAGCACGAGAACGAGCGGCAAAGGAUAAGUCGAAGGAUAGGGACGACGGUGGCCAUCAUGUGGUCUCCCAUCACCAGAACCUGAACCACAGCCUGAACCCUCAGACCUCUUUCACGGAGCUUCUCACUGGAAGCGGCGGCGGCGGCGGUGACGUCAGCAACAAUGCCAACGCAACCACUGUUGCUGCAGGCGCGGAGAACACCGUCCGCAAUUGCAUUCAGAAGCAGAUCCCCACGGCGGACUACUUCGUCCAAGCUGGUCUCUUUACACAGCCGCAAGAGAGUCAUCAGCAUCCGCCGACUUUUUCCUCACAAUCCCACUUUGGAAACAGCUCUCCGAUGGGCAUGCUGCCAUUCAACAUUGCAACCACCGGCGACCAUCCGGAGAUGCAGCAAUUAUUCUUGCAGGAUAAUCUCUUCCCCAUCUCGGCAGUGGCAGCGACAGGGGACUACAAUCUCAGCUUCUCAAUUUCUUCGGGUCUUGCAGGUUUCAGUAGGGGGACCCUUCAGUCCAAUUCAUCAGCUCAGCUGCCUCAGCAGCACCACCACAAUCACAACCACCUACCGAGGCUCUCUUCUACGGUUGACGGAUCGAACCUGCAGUUCUUCGGUGCUGCCGCUGGUUCGGCUAGAGCCGGCGCCGGCGCAGAGAAUCAGUAUCCGGCGGUGUGCGAUGGCCGCCUGCAGCUCUGCUACGGAGGGGAUGGCUAUCGGCAUUCAGACCUGAAGGGGAAAGGGAAGAGCUGAAAUCACCAGAAAAAUGCUGCAUUUUUGUGCAUACUCCAUUGCUGGGAUUAAAAAGGACUGCAAAUGAUGGCAAACACGCAGCUUUCCUGGUUAGCACCCGCAAUGCAACAUUGUUUUCAGGUGAUGUCUGUGGUGGCAACUGUUGUCACCACCAGCAUUAUUUAGUUCUUUGUGUUCUUGAGUUGCGUUGAUAUAUGCUGUAUCAGACGCUUGCCUCUUUGUAUGGUUGGAGUCACAAAUCCUUCCUGUUGUAAUGGUGACGAACAGUCCUUCCUGUAUUGCUUCCUUGUGGAUACGACAUCACGUAAGAAGAUGAUGACCACGCACGGCAACUGUUUGAUGUAUUGCGGAUUAGACUCUGAUCUGUUGAUUGAAAUAAGAUGUGCAAAUUAUACUUCA
Molecule: messenger RNA, 2779 nt
Organism: Musa acuminata subsp. malaccensis (wild Malaysian banana)
Lineage: Eukaryota; Viridiplantae; Streptophyta; Magnoliopsida; Zingiberales; Musaceae
Product: transcription factor PCF6
Biological process (GO): regulation of secondary shoot formation
Cellular component (GO): nucleus
Molecular function (GO): DNA-binding transcription factor activity; sequence-specific DNA binding
Source: RefSeq, a predicted model, not a curated record